Molecule: messenger RNA, 1101 nt
Organism: Medioppia subpectinata
Lineage: Eukaryota; Metazoa; Arthropoda; Arachnida; Sarcoptiformes; Oppiidae
Source: the annotation of a GenBank genome assembly
GUGAAGAAAGUGAAACAAGCGGUGAAUAUAAUCGACUCGAAGAGAGCGCAUAACGUGGGAAUACUGGUUAAGUCACUGCAUCUCAAUAUGGAUGACAUCGAGAACGCGGUCUACAAUUUCGACAACUCUGUCGUCGACUCCGAAACGUUGGAACAGAUAUUCGAAGUGAUGGCCACCAAAGAAGAGCUCGAACUCAUCCAAAAGCACGUGACCAACAAUCCGGACAUACCGUUGGCCAAAGCCGAAGAGUUUCUGUACAACUUGUCUCAGAUCCACGAGUUCGCCGACAGAGUCCAGUCGAUUGUCUACGAACUCAAAUUCAGCGACCAUUUGAUCACAAUUGAGAGCCGAUUGAAUAACUUCAAAAUCCUGUGCCAAUCGCUGACCACAAUGGCCACCAUUAAAGACCUGUUCGUCAUUAUCCUAACGUUAGGCAAUUACAUGAACGGCGGGAACCGCGACAGAGGACAGGCCGAUGGCUUUGGGCUCGAGAUUCUGCCCAAAUUGCGUGACGUUAAGGGAAAACAAAACAAUGUGUCGCUUCUGGAGUAUGUCGUCCGCACUUAUAUCAAGAACUACUGCUCGCAAGUGCUGUCCGUCGAUGAGAUACGGUUCCCAUUGCCGGAGCCGUCCGACUUGGAGAGGGCGUCAGCCAUUGUUUUUGACGACAUUGUGGCCGAUAUCACAGCUCUGGAGACAGAAAUGCAUUCCUGCGAACGGAAAGUCGAUAAAGUGUUGAAAUGCGCGCAAAACCCGCAACACGUCGAGCCCUUUGAGUCCCGAAUGAAGGCAUUCAUCGAAAAGGCGAAGAAUCAGAUCCGGGAACAGACGGAGAAUGUCGAGGAAUGCAAACAAAGAUUUCCGGAAACAAUGGAUUAUUUUAUAUACAAACCAAAGUCGAACAAAGAGUCCGAUUGGCCCAAAGAGUUCUUUCAUCAUUGGAUACCAUUUUGUCGCGAUUUUAAGGAUAUAUUCAAACGAGAGAUUCAGAAGACCAUCAAAAAGAAUGUGGAGAUAUCGAAACAGAAGGUCAAAGAGUUGAAAGAAAAGCAACAAUUGGAGCAACAGUUGGCUAAGAAGAAGAUCACUUCCGGCGGUCUU